AUGGGUCUAUUUGGCCACAUGCGCAUCCACGAGAGCGGAAUCGACCACAAUUCCGACACACCAACCACACCCAUCACGCCCAGCACCACCCUCGCACCGUCCAUCUGCGCCACCACCAACGCCUCCUCUGUAGCUGAUUCUGACACCGCCGACUUAACUUGCCCACACUGUCCACGCACAUUCACCUCACGCAUCGGCCUGGUCGGUCACUUGCGAAUCUAUCGCACAGAGACCGGAGAACCAGUGCCUGGAGCACCAACCUACACCCACCAAGCUCGUCUCAACUGCCCACACUGUCCUCGCACUUUCAGGCACCGCAUGGGCCUAUUCGGCCACAUGCGCAUCCACGACGACCUGCGGUAG
This is a messenger RNA of Spirometra erinaceieuropaei, 363 nucleotides long. The record is from the annotation of a GenBank genome assembly. NCBI's taxonomy places the organism in Eukaryota, Metazoa, Platyhelminthes, Cestoda, Diphyllobothriidea, Diphyllobothriidae.